AUGCAGCAUAUGUCCCAUGACGGAGAUUCAAACCCGUGUGGUUUCUUUAGUUCUUGUUUUAGUUCAUCUGGUAGGCUAUUUCUUACUGCCACAUCCAAUGGCCUCCGCGCAGUUUCACUAAUUAGAACUUCCACGGGUUCCGUGAGUCCGGCUAAUCCAUCCGUACAGAAGUCCAACGCAAGAAUGGCAUAUCCGGUUGAGCCACCUUCACCCCCAAUAUGCCCUCUCCCAUCAACGCAAAGAACAACAAACGAGAGGACGGAUUCUUUGCCCACUGGUACGGAUUUUUCCACCGCUGAGAGACCAUUUACCGUAAGACACGGCAGCACUUUUUUGGCGGCUUCGACGUCUUUAUGGCGCUCGCCCGUGCGCGUCGUGGCGGUGGCUGGGGACAGCCCCGUCGUCGCGGUUCUGUUUGAGCACACCGCGGCCGCUGAAUACGAGGGAGGCCACCAGCCACUGUACAGUUCCCCCCAUUCCACAGGGCCGAGUACCCCACGCCCUAGAAGUUCGUCCACAUUCUUGCCCUUCAAGGGAAGCCCACAUGUGCACUUGUUUGACGCAGCUUCUGGUGUGUGUUUGGUGGAACUUUACUUCCGUGGGGCACUUGCGUGUACGCUACGGGCUAACACGCACUUACUUAUUGUAGGUAUGAGUGAUUGCUUCCAUGUGAUCAACAUACGAACACUUGCUCAUCUGCGGAAACAAUCAGUGCCCAAUUUAAUAAGUGAUAAACUUUUAUCGCUUUCACAAAUCCCGUUAAAAGUCUAUACACAUCCCCCCCUCGAUGAAGAGCUAAGGGGUAAGAGAGACGUUGCAAAUGAUCAUCCAAAAGAGCAGACGGUGCAUGAGGCUUGGCACAUCGCCUAUCCAUCCCAGCCCCGGAGUACUUCCACUGGGGGUAUAGAGGGAACCGUGAGGGUAUUAACCAUUAGUCUGCCCUCUUCUUACAGUGUGCUGCAUUCCGCUCCGGCUCCUGUCACCCCGAUGCCCAACUCCACGACCGUGUCAUCCCUCACACCUAAAAAUCCCAAACACCUUCGAAGGCAGGAGUUGUCACCUUCUCUUGUUCUACCUGGGGCCAGGGUGGGGACGAUUGAUCAAUCCUACCGGGUGAUCACACCCCAUAGCCAUCCCCUUGCUGUUCUUCAGCUUUCCAUGGAUGGUGCCCUACUAGCGUCGGCUUCCGUCCUCGGCAGCACCGUCAAGCUCAUGGACGCGGUCCACGGUAUCGUCCUGUGUGGGUUUCAGCGUGGGCACUUGCGUGCUACUGUCCACGCUUUAGCCUUCAGCCCCAAUGCCCGUUCCCUGGCCGCGCUCAGCAGCAGCGGCACAUUACAUCUUUUCCAUUGUGCCAUGGCUAAUAUCCUUGACGACAGGGGGAAGCUAGGGGGGGGGCAAACAAGGCAUACUUUGGCGAUGAGCAACUCUAAGUCAUCCCCCUUUAGCAACAUCUUGAAUAGUAAAAAGAAACGGGCGUUCAAUAAAAAAGUUGUUUGUCCUUUGUUGCCUAACACCUUGGCAGCGAUUCCGCGACUUAAUUCCUCGCGGUCUCGUUCUCAUUCCUCAGUGACCUAUGCAUUAUCAAUGAGGCCCAGGGCGAAAGCAGCAGAUUCCCUCUGUUUUGGAAAGACUCCCGAAAAUAGUGUAAUGGGUUCAUCAGGUACACUCUGCAGAACCGCGAAAUUUCUUCCUUCAAUGGGCAACUACGCAUACUGCAUGUGCUUCUCUGCCGAUGAAAGGUACGUGUGGGUGGCUCAACAACGAGGCACACCUGUUGUAUUUUCUGCCGCAGGAACGAAUCCACCUCCGAAGGCUUUUACGCGGACAGAGGGCAAUAUGAAGCGCAGUUCCGCACCCACCACACGGACUCCGGUGAAUACUGACACGUUAGUGGGCCCCGCCGAUGCUUCUACAGCUACUGACACCAUAUUUGGCUCGAAGGAUUCCCAUGUUGUGUAUGCAAGUCUACAGCGUUUUGACAUUGACAACACUGAUUUAUUUGCAAAUGAAAUAUACAACGUAAAAUCGUAA
Messenger RNA from Phytomonas sp. Hart1, 2034 nucleotides. The record is from the annotation of a GenBank genome assembly. Lineage: Eukaryota; Euglenozoa; Kinetoplastea; Trypanosomatida; Trypanosomatidae.